Messenger RNA from Aspergillus affinis, 2601 nucleotides. It is a transcript of the gene farB1, whose product is annotated as putative C6 transcription factor (Ctf1B). Gene Ontology annotation, molecular function: zinc ion binding; DNA-binding transcription factor activity, RNA polymerase II-specific; DNA binding. The transcript is spliced from 3 exons. The coding region runs from base 1 to 2601 and encodes 866 amino acids. NCBI's taxonomy places the organism in Eukaryota, Fungi, Ascomycota, Eurotiomycetes, Eurotiales, Aspergillaceae. Gene Ontology annotation, biological process: DNA-templated transcription; regulation of DNA-templated transcription. The record is from RefSeq and is a predicted model, not a curated record.
AUGACUGAUCUUACUACUUCGUCAACCCCGGCAUCGGCCUCAAUUAAUACGGUGGAAACGGAAUCCAAGGGGAAACGCAAAUCGUCAACGGCCGGCCUCGCUGCUAAUUCCCGUCCGGUAAAACGACGGGCGUCCAAGGCAUGUUGUUGCUGUCGGGCCCGCAAAGUCCGCUGCGACGUCGUCGAGAAUGGUUCACCAUGCACGAAUUGCCGCCUGGAUCAAGUGGAAUGUGUCGUGACCGAGAGCAAACGGAGAAAGAAAUCGCGCGUUGAGAUGGACAGUACCACCCAACAACUCGGUCAAUCACCCGCCGAGGUGUCGGAAGAUGGUGGCAGUUUUCUCAGGAGACUCAGCGAGAGCCAUGGACUCUCGGACGUUGCUCCCGCCUCGCCGUCGCAACGGUCCGUUGACCUGGACCAUGGACAGCACAUGCCGCAUUUGUUGUAUCAAAACCAGGCCAGCAGAAUUGGCUCGGGCGAGCGCUAUCGAAGAAGAAUGGCGCCAAACCCGGCCGUGCCGGCCACUAUGCCGCUCCACCAUGUGACCUCGCAGAUCCAGCAGCUGUUGGAUCCCUCCUUUGUCAGUGAUCGCUCCGGAGGCAUUGUGCUCCCGGACUACAUCAGGGGACUGCCACCUCGCCUACAGAGAGAGGACAUCGACUAUCUGGCAAUGAAGGGCGCCUUGACGGUGCCCGACGUGGCACUGCGAAACGAGUUGCUGAAAGCUUACAUCCACUACGUCCACACGUACAUGCCUCUCCUAGACCUGGAGGACUUCCUCCAGACAAUCGUGCAGAACGACGGAAUUCGUCGCAUGAGUCUGUUGCUUUUCCAGGCGGUGAUGUUCGCAGGAACGGCGUUCAUUGAUCUCAAACAUCUACACGCCGCGGGCUACCCGACUCGCAAGGCUGCACGCAAACAAUUCUUCCAGCGCGCCAGGUUAUUGUACGACUUCGAUUAUGAGGUGGAUCGGAUUUCGCUGGUUCAAUCCUUGCUUUUGAUGACCUACUGGUACGAAACACCCGAUGAUCAAAAGGACACGUGGCAUUGGAUGGGUGUCAGCCUCUCUCUCGCACAUACGAUCGGUUUGCACCGUGAUCCCGGAAAUUCUCGCAUGGGACUUCGGCGCCAGCGGAUGUGGAAGCGUAUCUGGUGGAGCACGUACACGCGCGACCGGUUGAUAGCUCUAGGAAUGAGGCGCCCGAUGCGUGUCAAGGAUGAUGACUGCGAUGUGCCUAUGUUGACCCUCGACGACUUUGAAUUCCACCCUUUCUCUCCCGAAAUUAUCAACAUGGUUGGCGACUCCGAAAUCCUCCAAAGCGUCAAUCACCAGAAACAGCUCGCCCUUAUGUUUAUCGAGAAAGCCAAGCUUUGUCUGUGCGUCAGCCACGUGCUUUCCGCCCAAUAUUCGGUUCUAAGUCAUAAAUUUGGUGGAACGAUGGAGACGACCAUGAUGCUGGUUCCCAAAAAGUCGGCGGCCGAAACGUUCGAGGUGCGACGGUGCGAUCAGGAGUUGGAAGAUUGGCGGGCCCAUCUUCCUGCGGAGAUCCAAUACUCGCCUGCCGCCCCCUCCAAGUUAACCGAAGCCCAGGAGGUUCUGCAUUCGCAUCGCGCUUUGCUCAAGAUGGUCUAUCUAACCACCUCGAGCGCCCUACAUCGUCCCCAGGUGCUUCCGGCCAUUCCGUUCCCCUCCACGGAUGCUGAGCUACAGGAGAUUUCGAGAAGCAAGGUCCGAUUUGCCGCCGUGGAGAUCACCAAUAUCGCCCAGGAUCUACACAGCCUGGAUCUCACACGAUAUUUCCCCACGACCGGCGUUACGGUCUUGCUGCCCGCCGUCAUCAUUCAUCUUCUCGACAUCAAGUCCAGCGACCCGAACAUCCGAACGACCAGUCUUCGGCGGUUCUACCAGUGCAUGCGCAUCUUGCAACGUUUGCGGGAGAUCUAUGCCUCUGCCGACUUUGCCACGUCAUUCUUGGAAGCUGCCAUCCGCAAGGCUGGCAUUCAGCUGACCGUCUCGCCUCAGGACGUGCAAACGCGUGGAGGAAGUACGCUCGAUACGGCGGCGCGUCUCAACACCCUGACCCCGCCUCCCGAUUCGCUCGCCCAGAAGAUCCCCGACCUGACAUACCCCAAGUCGGACGCGUCCGGAAUUGCGGCGCUGGCCGGCGAACACGACGCCGCAUUCGCAUCGACCCCUCCUCCUUCGGACGGCAGUGAGAACGGCAGUACCAACAACCUCAAUUCGAGCUACGCUCAAGACGCGUUUGGCAUUCCCAACUUCAACCCCGAGCUCAGUCUCAGUGAGCUUAUGGACUUGGCAAACGAUGCGGAGGUGACGCAAAAUGAUUUCGACGCGCUGAUCAACUUUGACGAUGCCGGCGCGGAACUCUUCUCGGCGGAGGAGGGUCUUCACCCUAGCAGUGGUUCUGGCGGAAAGAGCUUUGGGUUCGGAUUGGACUCUAUGAAUAUGGAUAAUAUGCAUGAUGGGUUGGGGUUUGAUCCCGAGAGUAAAGGCUUGGAUCUGACCGGGCAAGCGCAUAGCGAUCGUGGCCCAGCAGGCCUCAGCACCGACCUCGACGCCGAGCUGGGACUGAAUCUUUGA